AUGGCAUCAGUAACAUCUAAGAUCUUCGCCAUCACUGGCGGUGCGUCUGGCAUGGGCGCUGCAACGGCGCGACUCCUGGCUCGUCGCGGCGCUGGCGCUGUAUGCAUCGGUGACCUCUCCACCCACCACUUCAGCGAUCUUAAGGAAUCGAUCAAGAAGAUCAAUCCUUCAACUGAAGUGCACUGUACUUCGCUGGAUGUUACAUCCCACUCCGCAGUUGAUGCAUGGAUACAGAAUAUUGUUUCCACAUUCGAUGACCUCCAUGGCGCUGCCAAUAUCGCUGGAAUCCCACAGGCUUCGGGCGUGAGGCAGGCACCAAGUAUCCUCGAAGAAACAGAGGAGGCAUGGCGUGAGAUAAUGAGCGUUAAUCUUGACGGGGUGUUCUAUUCCACCAAGUCAGAGGUUCGCGCCAUGACAGGCCUCAAACCAGGGCAGGAUCGAAGCAUUGUCAAUGUCGCGAGUUUGGUAUCCAUGCAGCACGUUCCAGACGUGUUUGCUUACGGCACAUCUAAGGGGGCUUGCGCUUACUUUACGGCGAGCGCUGCUAAGGAUACGUACCCUCUGGGUAUCAGGAUAAAUGCGGUUUCUCCUGGAGUUACAUCGACACCAAUGUUGGCCAAAUUCAAACCCAAUGCAAAGACAGAGGAGGAUUUCCGAGAAGCUUGGAAAUCUCACGGCCUGGAGACCAUCGAGGCCGAGGAUGUCGCGCGUACAAUUGUGUGGUUGCUUAGCGAAGAUUCACGGUGUGUGUAUGGUGCAAACAUCAAUAUUGGAGCUGGAGUUCCCUAA
This is a messenger RNA of Penicillium vulpinum, 789 nucleotides long. RefSeq names its product chanoclavine-I dehydrogenase easD (gene fgaDH). The record is from RefSeq and is a predicted model, not a curated record. The transcript is spliced from 2 exons. The coding region runs from base 1 to 789 and encodes 262 amino acids. Lineage: Eukaryota; Fungi; Ascomycota; Eurotiomycetes; Eurotiales; Aspergillaceae.